UUGCGAGUCAUUCCGUCGGGUCAAAGUAUUCCAGAUUAAACGAUAACGAGAAUUGGUUGAUGUUUAUAAGCCGCUGCUCGGCGUGCUACGGUUUAAUUCGUGAGUGGGUUUUGUUGACCGAAAUUAACUGCGCCGCGUUGAGUGGAUAAUGGAGUCGCUUUUCAAGAGCGAUGCGGAGGUAAAGUCGAGUUUGGCGUUUCUGAAAUUCCCCGCGCUGCGGGAUCAUCCGCGGCACACCGGCGACAUUUGGUUGAAAGGUAAACGCAUCGACGAUGAGCUUGGUAAUUUAUGGCGGAUUCACGACGGGUUGUACGACUUCAGCGAAUUUGCAUCGAUACAUCCAGGUGGGCAAGACUGGAUUGACCUGACAAGAGGAACUGAUAUUACUGAAGCAUUCGAAGCGCAUCACAUCCGUGCAUAUCCUGAAACACUCCUGAAGAUAUACUUUGUUGAACAAGCAACAACUCCACGCAAUUCUCCGUUUACUUUCCAUGAGGACGGUUUUUAUAAAACAUUGAAGCGUCGUGUGAGGAAAGUAUUGAAAGAUGUCCCUCAAGAAGCCUCGAAAAUCAGUGAUAAGUACGCGGAUGGUACACUGGCUGCAUAUGUUGUUUUCGCCAUGAUGGCGGCGCAAACAGACAGUUAUAUCAUCGCCGCCAUUGCUGGACUCUUCUUAAGUAUGACUACGAUCAUCGCACACAAUUAUUUCCACCGCAAAGACAACUUCCGCAUGUAUUACUUCGAUUUAAGCUUGAUGUCGUCCAGAUCGUGGCGUAUUACGCAUGCGCUCAGUCAUCACAUCUACACGAAUACUGUGUAUGAUUACGAAAUAUCAUUCGUUGAGCCGUUCUUUCAAUACCUACCGAUGGAGAAACCACUUUUGGUACGCUACGGAUCAUGGUUUUAUGGUCCUGUUGUUUUUGCGCUGACGUUUAUUGCAUCGUAUAUUCGCAUGCUGCUGCAGGUACACGAAGAUGGCUUGCAUACAUUUCGUAAAGAAGCGUUGUUACCAUUUAUAAUCCCCAUUCUAAUGUACUUAACAUCGAAUAGAACGGUAAUUGAGGUCGCCAUCUUGUUCGGGAUUAUCGCAAUUGCCGGCGGGACGCAUUUCAGCACCGUUGGAAUUAAUGCAGCUCAUCACCAUCCGAAGAUAUUCCACGACGGGGAUAAACCCAGAAGUGAAACAUUGGAUUGGGGAUUACAUGAACUAGAUACAGUUGCUGAGCGCUCAGAUAUCAACUGGUCGCAUUAUUUGGUGAUUACGAAUUUCGGAGAACAUUCACUACAUCAUUUGUUCCCGACUUUGGACCACGGAAUGUUGAAGUAUUUGCAUCCGUUGGUAAUGGAGGUGUGUAAGGAGUUUGAUGCUGAGAUUCGUGAGCGUACACAAUUGAAACUCAUGGCUGGGCAGUAUUUACAAUUGGCUCGAGUAAAACCAUCUGAGAGUUAUGCGGAUCGAAGUUCAAGUAAAUCUAAGCGCAACCAGAAAGGUUAAAAAAUUGAUUAUUUUUAUCAGUUUAAACUCUUCAACGAAUAAUUUCAUAUUUUUCUCGGGUUGUAGACUUAGUUAUCUUGUUUUUAUUAUAAAGUUAAUGUUUAAACUUUGUUAUUGUUGGUAUAGUAUCAUACAAAUUUAUUACUUAGUAAUAUAUAUGUGAAAAGAUUGUUUGGAUGAAUAUUGUAUAGAUAUAUAUGAUCCAGUUUGGUGCAUCAUCCAAAUCAGACAUAAAAUGACUGUUAAAGAUGAUUAUUUCGGCCCUGGUUGAUUACAAAACUUAAUUCUAGGCGAAGAAAGUCAGAAAAAUUAGGAUUUUAUCGAAAUGGAUGACAUUUGUGUAUUUUGUUGCUAAUUACGUUGUAUUUAAUAUGCGCAAAUUGCAUUUUUCUAUGACAAAUGAUUGAUUGAGUAAGGUUAUGUAUGAAUGAUUGCACAAUCAUUUUAUAAAAACUUGCAACAGUGA
Dalotia coriaria is the source of this 1961-nucleotide messenger RNA. Its product is annotated as cytochrome b5-related protein-like. The record is from RefSeq and is a predicted model, not a curated record. Gene Ontology annotation, biological process: lipid metabolic process. Bases 149 to 1495 code for a protein of 448 amino acids. NCBI's taxonomy places the organism in Eukaryota, Metazoa, Arthropoda, Insecta, Coleoptera, Staphylinidae. The transcript is spliced from 5 exons.